AUGAAGACACCUAUGCGCCAUGGGGUAGCCGUGCUUCUCGUGCUCCUCCUGUGUGCCAGCUUGUUCCUUGUGUACAACGGCAACUUCAGCAGCGCUUCCAGGGACUCUAACGAUACUCACAUCCGACAGCAUGAACAGCUGCGGCGGCCCACUGAAGCUACCGUCAGGGUGGCCAAGCCUCACCCCCCAGUCCUCCAGGGAUACAGUGGCAUCAUCGACCAUAAGCCUCUCAAGAUGCACUGCCAGACCUGCGCCCUGGUGACCAGCUCAGGUCACCUCAUUGGAGGCGGUCGGGGUGAAGAGAUCGACCAGGCUGAAUGUGUCAUUCGCAUGAACGACGCUCCCACCGCCAGGGGUUACGCCCACGAUGUCGGCCGACGCACUUCCCUGCGCGUCAUCGCUCACUCCAGCAUGCAGCGGGUCCUGCGGAGUCGCCAUGAGCUGCUCAAUGCCAGCCAGGACACAGUAUUCAUCUUCUGGGGCCCCAGCAGCUACAUGAGGCGUGACGGGAAGGGCCUCGUGUACAACAACCUGAGGCUGAUGAACCAGGUGCUACCCAAACUUAAAGUCUACAUCAUUUCCUGGCAGAAGAUGCUGCAGUUUGAUGAGCUUUUCAAGAAGGAAACUGGCAAGGACAGGAGGAUAUCAAACUCCUGGCUGAGCACCGGCUGGUUCACUAUGACCAUCGCCCUCGAGCUGUGUGAUAGGAUCAAUGUCUACGGCAUGGUUGCCCCUGACUUCUGCAGGGAGCCUCAGCACCACUCCGUGCCCUACCACUAUUAUGAGCCACGCGGCCCAGACGAGUGUGCCAUGUACAUAUCUCAUGAGCGCGGCCGGCGUGGCAGCCACCACCGUUUCAUUACAGAGAAGCGGGUCUUCGCCAACUGGGCACGGACAUUUGACAUCCACUUCUACCAGCCGGACUGGAGCCCUCCACCACUUCCAGCCAACCGGACGCUGGAGGCAACAGUCACUGCAGCGCCCCUGAUCCUCUCAAGCUCCGUCAGGUUGGAUGGGGACCAUCAGUGGAAAGCCAUUUUCAGGUCUCUCCAGAAAUGUCUGACAGGGACUCUGGCUGGGCCACUCAAAGACAUCCAGAAUUGGUCUCUGGAGCUCAGCCAGACUGACCGCUGGGUUCUUAGUCACCUCUCGUACCAAGGCCCUUCUCCCCUGAUUGCUCAGUUUGGCUGGGCAGCUAGUUCGAGGAAGAGUCCUGCGGUUCUAAAAGCCAAAGUGCUUUUAGGAACCUUUAACAAAGCCCUCAUGGCUUGGUUUUUGCUCUGA
Molecule: messenger RNA, 1284 nt
Organism: Scomber japonicus (chub mackerel)
Lineage: Eukaryota; Metazoa; Chordata; Actinopteri; Scombriformes; Scombridae
Gene: st6galnac5a
Product: ST6 (alpha-N-acetyl-neuraminyl-2,3-beta-galactosyl-1,3)-N-acetylgalactosaminide alpha-2,6-sialyltransferase 5a
Exons: 7
Coding region: 1-1284 (427 amino acids)
Biological process (GO): ganglioside biosynthetic process; oligosaccharide metabolic process
Molecular function (GO): alpha-N-acetylgalactosaminide alpha-2,6-sialyltransferase activity
Source: RefSeq, a predicted model, not a curated record